AUGCGAGAAAACGAACAAAUCGUAAAAGUGGUCCAAGUGAAAGAAAUCAAACGGUUACCGGAGUCCGUGGUGAACCGAGUCGCCGCUGGAGAGGUCAUCCACGGACCACAUUCCGCUUUGAAAGAAUUAAUCGAAAACAGCUUGGAUGCUUCCGCGACGCAAAUAUCCAUCCUGUGCAAAGACGGAGGGAAGAAGUUACUCCAAAUCACCGAUAACGGCAUCGGGAUUCGCGAGGAGGAUUUAGAAAUCGUGUGCGAAAGGCACACGACGUCAAAGCUGGAAAAAUUUGAAGAUUUAGAAGCGAUGGAAACGUUUGGAUUUCGAGGCGAAGCGUUGGCGUCGAUGACGUACGUGGCGGACGUGACGAUAACGACGGCGAGAAGCGGGGGAAAGUGCGCGUGGAAAGCGUCGUAUCGAGACGGGAAAAUGAGAGAAGGGACGAAGGAAAUGUGCGCUGGGGUGACUGGGACGACCAUCGCGGUGGAAAAUUUGUUUUAUAACGUGAAAACGAGGAGGAACGCGUUGAAAUCUGGGGCGGAGGAGUACGCGAAGAUUUUAGACGUGGUGACGAGAUACGCAUCGAGUCGACCGGACGUGGCGUUUUCGUGUAGGAAAGUCGGGGAGACGCGGGCGACGGUGAACGCGCCCUUGGUGGUUUUGAGCAGCAGCGGCGGUGGUGGUAGCGAAGGAGAGAGAGAAGGAGAUAGAGAAAACGGAGAAGAAAACGAACCGUCUCCUUCUUCGUCGUCGCAAAAAUGUCGACUCGAACGCAUCGGCCAAAUCUACGGUCCAACCGUCUCCAAAGAACUCUUACCGUUGCGACUGAAAACGAACAACGACAAGCUGGAGAAGAAAAUGGCGCAAUUCCACAUGGAAUGCGACAUCUUAUACUCAAACGCCAAUUACAAAGCGAAGAAAACGACGUUCAUCUUGUUCAUCAACGGCCGAUUGGUGGAAUGUUCUGCGUUAAAAAGAGCCAUCGAAACCGCGUAUCAAUCGGUUUUACCGUCCUCCUCGCGCGAAAAACCGUUCGUAUUUUUGAGCAUGAAACUUCCCUUUAAAGACGUGGACGUGAACGUGCAUCCGACGAAAAGAGAGGUACACUUUAUGCACCAAGAGGAAAUCGUCGAACGCGUGCAAACAGCGUUGGAGAAGGCGCUGGUGAAAAGCAAUGCCGCGCGAACGUUUACGGUGCAAACUUUGUUGCCGGGAGCGCAAGAGAAAAUAAACAUCGCGAAGAAGAAAGCAGAAGAAGGAGGAGAAGAAGAAGGAGAAGAUCAAGAAGAACGCGUGACGCAAACUCAGCGACAACAACAACAAAUACUAACGAUGAAAACGAAAACGACACAAAGAGAAAAAGCCGGUGGCGACCACAAACUCGUGCGCACGAAUCCAACGAAAGAUAUGGCGAGUUUAGACGCGUUUUAUCGCAAAACAUCGGUCGGUGGUGGUGGUAGCGCCAGCGAUGUUGCCGCUACGACGGGAGGAGAAAACAGAGAAGACGUUGGAGAAGGAAAUGAUGCAACGAACAACAGACGCAAGAGCGGGUCGAUAACUUUACUGGAAGAAGUGCGUCGAAACGUGCGCGCGAGACGAAAUCGACCGAACAAGGACGGGAGCGAAGGCGCGAUGAACGAUAUCGCGCCUUAUUACACGGAUUUGACCUCGAUCACGGAAAUAUGCGAAACUAUUCGAGAAGAAGCAGACGAUGAAAUCGCGGAAAUGCUUCGCUCGCAUACCAUCGUCGGCCCGGCGGAUAUCUCCGCGGGAAAAUGGUUGAUUCAACAUGGCACGAAACUGUUAAUGAUAAACGUCAACGCGGCUUCGCGAGUUUUGAUGUAUCAGCUCGCCAUGGCAAAGUUUAACGGCUUUAAACCGAUUUCGAUACGGCCUCCGGCUUGCGUGUGCGAUUUGCUCGGAGAAGAAGAAAAAGAAGGAGUAGAGGAAGCAAAAGGAAAGGUCGAGGAACUGUUGCUUCGCCACGCGAAGAUGCUCAAAGAAUAUUUUGGCAUCGCGAUUGAAAAGAAGAAGACAACAUCAAAGGAAGAAAAAGCAAAAGAGGAUCACGACAAUGCAGAUGUCGUCGUCAUUUCCGCGUUACCGGAAAUAUUAGACGGCCACUCCCCAGAUGUCUCUCGUCUCCCUGAGUUUUUAAAAUCUUUACGCGAGAAAGUCGACUGGUCGAACGAAAAGCGAUGCUUCGUGACCAUCGCGGAAUGUUUAGCCGAGUUUUACGGCGUUUUAGACGACGAAGACGAUGAAGACGACGAGACAGGAAAAGAAGUUAAAGACAACAAUAAUAAAAACGACGACGACAAAAACGACGAAAGUACGUGGCAAACGAAACAUAUCGUCUUCCCGGCGCUGAGCUCAUCCGCCUUCGCGCCUCCCGCCCGGUUCGCCAAGGACGGCACCGUCGUCGAAGUCGCGUGCUUGGAGCAGCUGUAUAAAGUCUUCGAAAGGUGUUAA
Molecule: messenger RNA, 2469 nt
Organism: Bathycoccus prasinos
Lineage: Eukaryota; Viridiplantae; Chlorophyta; Mamiellophyceae; Mamiellales; Bathycoccaceae
Product: MLH1
Exons: 2
Coding region: 1-2469 (822 amino acids)
Biological process (GO): mismatch repair
Cellular component (GO): MutLalpha complex
Molecular function (GO): mismatched DNA binding; ATP hydrolysis activity; ATP binding
Source: RefSeq, a predicted model, not a curated record